AUGCCGAAGGCCGGCGGCGGGGCGGGGGACGAGGAGGAGUUCCGCGCCGAGGUGGAGGAGCGCCUCAUCAACGAGGAGUACAAGAUCUGGAAGAAGAACACGCCCUUCCUCUACGACCUCGUCAUCACCCACGCGCUUGAAUGGCCCUCCCUCACCGUGCAGUGGCUCCCCGACCGCACGGAGCCGCCGGGGAAGGACCACUCCGUCCAGAAGAUGAUCCUCGGCACGCACACCUCCGACAACGAGCCCAACUACCUCAUGCUCGCGCAGGUCCAGCUGCCCCUCGACGACGCCGAGGCCGACGCGCGCCACUACGACGAUGACCACGCCGACAUCGGGGGGUUCGGCGCCGCUUCCGGCAAGGUGCAAAUUGUUCAGCAGAUAAAUCAUGAUGGAGAGGUCAAUCGAGCUCGCUAUAUGCCCCAAAAUUCAUUUAUAAUUGCUACCAAGACAGUUAGUGCAGAAGUAUAUGUCUUCGACUAUAGCAAGCACCCAUCUAAGCCUCCACUAGAUGGUGCAUGCAACCCUGAUUUACGGCUGAAGGGACAUAAUUCUGAAGGAUAUGGCUUAUCAUGGAGUAUUUUUAAAGAGGGUCAUUUGUUAAGUGGGUCUGAUGAUGCUCAAAUUUGCUUGUGGGACAUUAAAGCAAAUAGUAAAAACAAAAGUCUUGAUGCCCUGCAGAUUUUUAAGCAUCAUGAUGGUGUCGUUGAAGAUGUUGCUUGGCACUUGAGGCAUGAGUACUUAUUUGGGUCAGUUGGUGAUGAUCAUCAUCUUUUGAUUUGGGACCUGCGGUCUCCUGCGCCUACUAAGCCUGUUCAGUCAGUGGUGGCACACCAGGGCGAGGUGAACUGCCUGGCUUUCAACCCGUUCAACGAAUGGGUUGUUGCAACUGGUUCUACUGACAAGACUGUCAAAUUAUUUGAUCUUAGGAAGAUUGAUACUUCUCUGCACACCUUUGACUGUCACAAAGAGGAAGUUUUUCAAGUUGGAUGGAGUCCAAAGAAUGAAACUAUACUUGCAUCCUGUUGUCUGGGCAGAAGACUUAUGAUCUGGGACCUAAGCAGGAUCGACCAAGAACAAACACCAGAGGAUGCAGAAGAUGGUCCUCCAGAGCUCAUGUUCAUCCACGGAGGCCAUACCAGCAAGAUCUCUGAUUUCUCCUGGAACCCCUGCGAGGACUGGGUGAUUGCUAGCGUCGCUGAAGACAACAUCCUCCAGAUAUGGCAGAUGGCUGAGAACAUCUACCAUGACGAAGAUGAUCUGCCCAUAAGCGAUGAGCCGGCAAAGACAUCUUGA
Miscanthus lutarioriparius is the source of this 1296-nucleotide messenger RNA. The record is from the annotation of a GenBank genome assembly. NCBI's taxonomy places the organism in Eukaryota, Viridiplantae, Streptophyta, Magnoliopsida, Poales, Poaceae.